CUUCAUUCUCGGCUGUGUGACCAUGAAAUGGGUGAUAUCUAGUUCUCAGGUGGGCAUGCCACUGGCACAUUUGAAAUGGUCUAGUCUCCUCGUGACGACACUGUUAGUUCUUGCAUUACUACUGGAGGACGUUAAGGGAGAAACUUUCACACUAGGCUACAUUACAGGCUCAAAGAGACGUCCAAACGACUUUGAGUAUCAACGUCCAGGAUACCGGAUUUCCGGCGCAAUCACCUUAGCUGUAGAGGAGGUAAACGCAGGAGAGUUGGGUAGGCAAGGACACAAACUUGAAUUUUUGAUCGCCGAAACCUACGGAGAGGAAGAAACAAGCAUUUUGAUGACCGCCGAUCUGUGGACGAAAAACAUCAGUGCUUAUAUUGGACCACAGGAAACCUGCGUUCACGAGGGUAGAAUGGCAGCAGCUUUCAAUUUACCGAUGAUAUCUUAUUUUUGCACCCACCGAGAAACUUCUGACAAGAAAGAAUUCCCAACCUUUGCUCGAACACGACCUCCUGAUACCCAAAUAUCAAAAUCCGUCGUUUCUGUGCUAACCGCAUUCAACUGGACGAAGGUCACCUUUUUGUACAUGAAUUCAAGCUUGUUCGAGUUCAACAAAAUGUCAACCGUCGCGAGCACAAUUUUGUCAUCAUUUGCAGUCGCAGGCAUUACAGUAAACCAUCUACGAUCCUGGGAGGAGCCCUAUCACGUCACUCACAUGAAGAAUCCUUUUCACAAGCUUGUCAGCGAGACAUACCGUGAAACACGAAUAUACGUGAUAUUAGGAAAUUAUUACGAACACAUGGGAUUGUUAACAGCUCUAGACGAGAAAAAGCUCCUGGAAAAAGGUGAAUACUGGGUGGUUGGAGUGGACAUAGAACAAUACGAAGUGCAAGAACCGGACAAAUAUUUAAGAGGAUUGUGGCAAAAACACACGGACUCGAAAGUGUUGAAAACCUUUCGAAACUAUUUCAGUAUUGUCGCUUCACCUCCUGUCAGCUAUGAAAAUUUCACGGCACUAAUUAAUGAAUACAGGAAGAAACCGCCAUUCAAUUUCAGCAAUCCAAUCGACAAUCUCGGUGGAGUUGUUCAGAUUGUACCAGAAACGGCUUAUUUGUACGACGCAGUUCACCUUUACGAAAAAACCUUGCUAAGAGCUUUAAAGGAAAACAAAGACCCUCUAAAUGGCAGAGAGAUGAUUGCUGCCCUGCAUGGUGUUCAUUACGAGAGUGCUAUGGGGUACAUGGUGUAUAUGGAUGAGAAUGGCGAUGCUGAGGGUAAUUACACUCUAAUCGCUCUAGACAAUCGAUCCCCGAAAGGACCUGGUCUUUACCCGAUCGCGCAUUUCAUAGGAAAAGAAGAAAAGACAAACUUGCCUAAAUUACAUUUUAUCAGAGCAAUAACGUGGCUGGGAAGCGGACCACCAGUGGCAGAACCAUACUGUGGAUAUCACGGGGAAAAGUGCAAUUCACAUACCGCUGAAAUAGUUGGAGGAAUAGCUGGUGGAUUAUUGCUGGUUUUAUUAGCAAUAUUGUCAAUCUUGUAUAGAAACUGGAGGUAUGAACAGGAGCUUGAUUCUCUUCUUUGGAAAGUGAAUUACAAAGAUAUCCAGCUCAAGGAAUCGAAAGAUGUCACUUCUAAUAAUGAUCAAAUUGUGAAAAAUAAUUCAAAGGCUCAACCUUUCGUGAGAACGAGUCAGGUUUCGCUAAGCUCGAAUCCAGAUGCUGACUUUCGUUAUUCAAUGAUUUACACACAAGUAGGCAUUUAUAAAGGUCGAAUUUUCGCUGUGAAGAAAGUGAGGAAAAAAUCAAUAGAGAUUACCAGAGAGAUGAAAAAAGAGCUCAAAGUGAUGCGAGAUUUACGUCAUGAUAAUUUGAAUGCUUUCAUCGGUGCAUGUACUGAUCCUCCGAAUAUUUGCAUCGUCGUUGAAUAUUGUGCACGUGGAAGCUUAAAGGAUAUUCUAGAAAAUGAGGAUAUUAAGCUUGACAAUAUGUUCAUGGCUUCUUUAGUGGGAGACAUUGUUAGGGGAAUGAUUUAUUUACACGAGUCGGUGGUCAAAUUUCAUGGAUCUCUUAGUACGUCAAAUUGUCUAGUAGAUUCACGAUGGGUGGUGAAGUUAACUGAUUUUGGACUUCAUGAAUUCAAACGUGACGCAGAGUGUGAUCCGGAAGAUGUAAUGAAAAAAUAUCAAGGAUUAUUGUAUCGAGCACCGGAAUUAAUUCGAGUAACAAGAAUAUGUGAACCCACAGCAAGAAAUUGGCAAAAGGGAGAUGUUUAUUCGUUUGCUAUAGUACUUUAUGAAUUACAAGGACGACAUGGACCUUUUGGAAUUACGAACCUAACACCUCCGGAAAUUCUCAAAAGAAUUAUCGCACGAGAAGCAGAGUCGGCUCCUUACAGACCACCCUUGGAUCAACUGGAAAAUAGCUUUGAUUUUAUUAGGGAUUGCCUUAUAGAAUGUUGGUCGGAGGACCCAGAAGUGCGUCCUGAUUUCAAAAUUAUAAGGAAUAAAUUACGACCGUUGCGAAAAGGAAUGAAGCCCAAUAUUUUCGAUAAUAUGAUGGCAAUGAUGGAGAAAUAUGCGAAUAAUCUCGAGGCAUUAGUUGACGAGCGAACUGAUCAACUAACAGAAGAGAAAAAAAAGACAGAUGCAUUAUUAUACGAGAUGCUGCCGAGAUAUGUUGUUGAGCAAUUGAAACGCGGCAAUAAAGUUGAAGCUGAGGGUUUCGAUUGCGUCACUAUUUACUUCAGCGACAUCGUUGGUUUUACUUCAAUGUCCGCUGAAAGUACACCAUUACAGGUAGUCGACUUCCUGAAUGAUUUAUAUACAUGUUUCGACUCGACGAUUGAGAAUUACGAUGUUUAUAAAGUAGAGACUAUUGGCGAUGCUUACAUGGUGGUGAGUGGAUUGCCAAUUCGAAAUGGAAUUCAGCACGCAAGUGAAAUAGCUAGCAUGUCCUUGCGUCUCCUGAAUGCAGUUAAACAAUUCACCAUUCGUCACAGACCGCUAGACAAAUUGCAAUUACGCAUUGGAAUACAUUCUGGUCCAGUCUGUGCUGGAGUUGUUGGUUUGAAAAUGCCGCGUUAUUGCCUUUUUGGCGAUACUGUAAACACAGCAAGCAGAUUGGAAUCCAGUGGAUCACCACUAAAAAUUCACUGCAGCCUAGAAACAAAGGUUCUGCUGGACCAACAGGGUGGCUUCAACCUCGUGGAACGAGGAUUGGUUUCCAUGAAAGGAAAAGGAGACAGAGUGACCUACUGGCUGAUAGGGGAAGAUCCAGUCAUGCGAGAAAUCCGCUCCAACGAAAGAAAUUCCCGACGUACCGGAAGCUGUUCUAUUACGAAAAAAGCUGUAACCAUGGACCCCCUCGUACCUCGAAGUUCGCUAAAAAAUAAAUCGCUCACAAGGACUACUUUCCUACGAUGUUCGAGUGAAUCACCCAAACGUCUCAGAUUCGCCAGUUCAGAUCAACUUGAUCAAAAAAGUAUCCGAAACGGUAGCCAGCUCGAAGCUAUAGCCGAUAACAGUCCCUGUAAAGGAAAAGUCACUUGUCCUGGAAGACCUUCGCAUAUUGAGAGCAUGAUUUCCAGUAAUUCAUGUCCUUGUGUUGAACAGCUUUGUGACCCGGAAUCAUUUCCGGUAAAUAUGGAAAAUUUAGGAAAGAAAAAAAUGUUUGAUGAUGCGUUAGUCAAUAGUGCACCAAUGCUGAGAAAUGACGCUGAUUUUAAAAAUAAUGAAGAUUCAAGCUAUACUAGUUUAGGGAGUAAAGGAUUUUGGUUAGGGGCGAGUGAUUAUCUUAUAAGUGCUUGCAAAUCUGCUCCAAGCAGUCCGAAACAUAGUUCUGCAUUUUUAAAUGCACAACAAAAGAGAGGAGCUCGAUCUACUGAUGAAAUAGAUAUUUGGGAUGUUGCCCCCCUUAUUUAGAAAUGAAAUCGUUUUUGGUACAUUACGACUUAAAAGUAACGUCUUACAAUUGCCAUUUUCUAUAAGCAAAUGAAGCGUGCCCAUUACAAGUGGUUCAAAAAUAAAAAAAUUGUGGAAUUCGAAAUCGCUACAACACGAAAAAGUAGCUAUUCUGAUCCUAAAAAAGAAUACUUAUUUUGGAAUCGAUAGAUAUGUAGCUCGGUUAUCCAUGCUCGAAAAAAAAUGUUUAAAAAAUGUAUUGUUUGCAGAUUUCUUUAAUUUUGUUAAGUGCUAAUAAUUUUGCAUUACUAGAGAUAAAAAAAGGCUUUCUAAAAUUUUGCAAAUUUAAUCAAUUAUUUUCUAAGCAAUCAUUUAUAUUUAAUUUACUUGUAUUUCUGAGAAAAAAAUUCUUAAAACCAGUGUAAGUAGGAGAAGAAACUCGCCAAGAACGCGGGAUCGAAAUUGGAAAUACAACAAAUUUGUAAAAUUUUGAUUUUGGUAUUUGAUGAGUUUAUCUUUAUAACUGGUAGUUUAAAAUUUUCUAAGCAUGUGUGGGUUUUCAAGCACAAAAAUCCUCUAGAAAAAACUCGAUAAGACCUAAAAAUCAAAAUAGGAAGCAGUUGGAAUCAAAGCAUAUUUUGAAAAUCUUGCAUUUAAUAGAAUUUUUCUAACGCAUUUGUAUGCUAGAUUUUCCAUCAGAAAAUUGUUCAGCCACAGUUCAUGAAGAUAAUUUUAAUUAAUUGCAAAAUAUGAAUUUUAAAAAUUCGCUGUAUUUUAAAAUUUGACACCAGGGUCUUUUAGGUUUUUUCUAGUAUAUGUCUAUGUUAAAAAAAUUCUAUGCAAGAUGAAAAAAUUUGUAAACAACAAGUUAUAAAAUUACGUCAAAUUCUAUUAAAUAACCAGAAUCGAAAAUUUUAAAAUUCGCUGUAUUUCCAAAUUCGAUUCCUGGGUCUUAGCUAUUUUUUCCUAACGCAUUUUUGUUUUAGAUACUUUUUAAGUAACCGAAAAAAUUAUUUUGUUGUUUACACGGGCGUUAAGAAUUUUUAUACGAAAACUGGGGUGAAUGAAAUAGGAAUUAUCUCUUGGAAAAUAAAAUUUUGAAAAACUUGUUUCACUGUCAUGAAUGUAAAGAUAAAUUGCAACUCGACAAAAUUUCAAAAUUCUACAAACAAGAAAUUUAAAAAAAAUCUUGAGUUCGAGUAAUCAAGUAACAUAUAAAUUAAUUCUAACUUAAUUAUACUUUUUUACGAUUCAAAUACGUUACUUUUUUACGUUCUAGCAAUUUUAAAUUACAGAGUUCUUUAUUUUUGACCCACCUUAUUAACCAUUACCUUAUUUUUUUUUAAAUAAGGUACGUUUAAGUGACAUUCAACUAGAAUUCAAUUGAACUGCAUAGACUACAAAGUAAAUUCCACUAUUGCUUAGCCAAAUUGAUAAAAAUUUAGGUGAAUUCAAGAAGAUUCUUUAGUGAAUGACAAGAUUUGAUCAGCUUAAUUGAAAAAUAAAUUCAAGUGUAUUCUAGUACAAUUGAAAAUCAAUUCGGCAGAGUUCCAGUAAAUUAAAUUGAAUUCCAUUAGAUUUCAGUGAACUCUAUUCAAUUAUAUUGAUCCAACUUCCAAAUCUUACUCUAUAAAGUGAAUUCUAAAAUUUACUCAUGAUUUAAAUUCUACUCAUCCCGAAAGUAAAUAUGAUGACGACAGGAAGAGAGUCCAUUCAAGAAAUAAAUGUCAAAUACUAAACAUAAGAAAUAGAUAAUUAUAAGUUACUUGUAUUACUUAAAGCAAUUUUAGGAUCAAAAUUGAACGAUUGAACGAACUUACCUGUAGUGAGGUUCAUUCGUAAUUGUGUGAGCCGCCUCGUCCUAAUAGAUCACAAUAUAUGGUAACGCAGUUACUGCUCGUUUCGGCACAAUUAUUUUAAAUUUGAAUUUGAAUUUUAUGAUCGCCAUGCUUAUACGCUAGAUGGCAUCAUAGUCCGUCUUUCCUAGACUCUCCAUUAUAUUUUAAAGCAGGUUUAAAUCGCAACGCUUCGAAAAUCUAAAAAAAAUUUUAACUUUUUUAUGUAUAUUAGGGUGUCAAUUGAAGUUUGAAAUUUUAUUGGGUACGUGUGAUCUAUUAGGACGAGGCAGCCUACAGAAUUACGAAUGAACUUCAUUAUAGGUCAGUUCGUUCAAUCGUUCAAUUGUACUUCGCUGCCUAGUCCUCUAGAUCACAUUAUGUAGAUGUUUAAAUCCGAAGGUCGUUAUGAUUUUUAUAUAAAAUCUCAGAUUUUAAUAUUAUACCGGAGUUAAGUCAUUAUUAUAGACUAAAUGUUAUCCGCUACCUAAAAGAACUACAGAAGCAGAAUCAUUUCCUUGGGAAAUGGGACAAUUAUAAAAUCGACCAAAAACUGUCGAAUUUGUGGACCAGCCGGUUGCUUGUCAAAUUACCGCGAUGGUAGUUCCUCUAGGAGCUGCGGCAGAUGUGGACGCAUGUCUUGUACUAUGGGCCUGAAAUAUGUUCGUGUCGAUACCGCUUUUCUCCAUGCUUUCCUUGAUCCAAUGGCUUAUGGACUGUGAGGUUGCCCCGUGAUAAGGUUUGUGUUACGAUCUGUGGUUUUUAUUCUGUCUGGUAUUCUAAUUUAUAUUAAUUUUUUCGUUGUGUAUAUAUUAUUUAGUUUUAUUUUCGCCAAUGUUUGAGCGCGCAGAGUCGUUACUAAUGCCAGUGGAGUGGCUAAUUUUUUAGUGAGUCUUUCCAGAGGAAGGUUUUCAUUCGGGUUUGAUUUUGAAAAUAGCCCCAGAACUGGAUCCGGGUCCCAUGUAGUUCAAUACCUGGGCUUUUGUGGCUUCAAAAGUGCAACUCCUUUGAAGAAACUCGAUUCUUUCCCAAGUUCAUUUUCCGUCAGAAGGGACAAUGCUGCUCUAUACAGACAGAAUUCCUACCAUGAUUGUAUAGCUUUGCCAUAUUGUUUUAGUGAUCCUUCGAAGAUGAAUGUCAGCAUUAUCGUUGCAGCCUCGUCUGCUGCUCCUCUUGCUCUGAAAACCUGUCUGAUAAUCGUCCAGCUAACAGGGAAAGUGCUGCCCUCGGCGGGUGUGUAUUUCUGUAAGAACAUGUCGAAGUCUAUAAUUAGGUCUAAAUAUUAUGGGCUCUCUUACCAUAAAAGAGAUAAAAAUCGGAUAUCAGAGUUGGGUUGGCCAUAGUGGCGCAACCACAAUUCCCUCCGCUUUAUCUACUUAAACUUUUCCUAAGACUCUUAGUAAUGUGAAAACGGUGGGAGAGCGUAGAAAAAUGACUGGACCAAUUCAUUGAGACAUCACUGCUUCUUUGAAGGUAUUCUUUUUCAUCCGGUCAAGUCGAGGAUCUACUUUAUCAACAGCCUAGUCAGUUUUCUUAUCGCCCUCUUUGUUACGUUUUUGAUUUUUACCGACUAAGUUCUCUCUAUCGGAACUCGAUUUGCUUUUCGAGCUGCAAUUCUUUUGAUGGACUCUCCUCUAAGGUGUGACGUUUCUCGCAGAAGACGCGCAUCACCUUUUUCGCUAGGGGGUCUAGAUUUAGAACUUGAACGAUGGCGUGACGUGCUUCUCGAGCGACGCGCACCGCUACUCGUCUUUUUUCCUCCGGGGUGUGACUUUUCUCUUGAAUAACGCGCAUCACCCUUUUUUCGAGAAGAUUUGAGCAAAUUGGAGAUCCUGACGAUGAGCUGGAUGAUGGGGCGAAGAACUGGACGAUGUCGAACAUGAACGCUUCCUGCGUCCCUUGGCACGUUUAACUUCCUCUUCUAGUUUUCGCAGCUUUUUCGGGAUUCUUUCUACUUUUGUAUGCUUCCUCUUCUUUCCUCGGUAACUUUCAUCUUUAUUUGAUGGAGUCAUAUUCCAAAAAACGACUAGAAACACUUUUUUUCAAUUUUUGCCUUAGCGUUCGAUGUAACUCGGAACGCUCAGAAUUACAUAAUGGAGAGUCUAGGGAAGACGGACUAUGGUGCCAACUAGCGUAUAAUCAUAGCGGGCAAAAAAUUUGAAUUCAAAUUUAAAAUAACUGUGCCGGAACAAACAGUAACUGCGUUACUAUAUUAUAUGUUCUAGAAGAUGAGGCAGCGGAGUAUAAUUACUUCGUAGCUUUUACUUUAUAUGCUUCCAAAAUGUUUCCAUAGUUGCAUAACUAUUUCUUAUCAUUUCAAAUUAUAUUUACGAUUUUCUUUGAGCAAUUAUUAUUUAUAUUCAGUUUUCGUAAUGUAUCACAUCUAUCUUCUUCCAAGGUGAACAUAGAAAUCUGAAACAAAAAAAUACAAAAAUAUUAGGUUCUGGAUCAUUAAAAAAAAAUCAUGAUAAUUAUUGAUAAAAAAAAGGUUUAAAAUUUCCUAUAGAGAAUAGUAAAGGCAAUAAAAUAGAUUUAACAUUUUUUAAGAGAGAACAUAGCUAUACAGGCUCUGCUGAAAACCUUCUAAAAAUGUUGUUCAUUAAAGAGAAAUUUUUAUUUAUGAAAAGAUAUACGUAAAGUAAUACUAAAAAUCUCCAGUUUACGUAACAGUAUUUUUUACACAAUAGUAUUUUUAAGAGCAUCAGUGUACAUUAUAGACAAUCAAGAAGGCUCGUGCUUUUAUGAUAUACGUAAACUUCAGUAUAGAAACUACUUGUGAAAAGUCCCAUCGCAGAAAAAACCUUCAAAAUCAAAAGAAAACAUACUUUUAUAAAAUUCUUAUAAGACUUUCUUCACCGGGACGAUCAGAGUGAGUUUGUUACUUUUAAUUUAUUGAAGGGAGUCUAGUCCAAAAUUAUCACGCGAUUCCCAGUGUGAGUCGAUUUAGAAUAUGAUAAUUAUUGUUAAGCAUUAUUAUAAUGAUUAUAGAAAUUAGCAUACUAAAUUAGUUUUAGAAAGUAUUAUUAUCGUAAUUAUUUUAUAACUUUACUAAAUUAUGAUCAAAAUAUGAAGUUUAAUAUUUUACAUAGGAUAUU
This is a messenger RNA of Belonocnema kinseyi, 8831 nucleotides long. RefSeq names its product guanylate cyclase 32E. The transcript has 23 exons. Gene Ontology annotation, molecular function: ATP binding; protein kinase activity; guanylate cyclase activity. Lineage: Eukaryota; Metazoa; Arthropoda; Insecta; Hymenoptera; Cynipidae. Gene Ontology annotation, biological process: receptor guanylyl cyclase signaling pathway; protein phosphorylation; intracellular signal transduction. The record is from RefSeq and is a predicted model, not a curated record. Bases 23 to 3922 code for a protein of 1299 amino acids.